GCCACGCUGUGCCCUGUAUACCCUGUAAUUCCAGGGAAAACAGGACAGGAGGUGUACAGAAAGCCCACUUGUCAACUUGGUUCAACUAGGCGAGUGGAAAUUAUGGUGGGGGUGAGUAUGUCCCCCAGGGCCAUCUUGCUGAGCAGGCUCGGAGCUCAGGCCGGAUCUGUCAUUGGCACUGGGAGCCGUCAGACUGCUCAAUAGCUGAGAGCAGUGAAAGCAAAGCAAGGAGUGUGUGCUGUGCUCUCUGCCUCCCCCUAGAG
Molecule: messenger RNA, 263 nt
Organism: Staurois parvus
Lineage: Eukaryota; Metazoa; Chordata; Amphibia; Anura; Ranidae
Source: the annotation of a GenBank genome assembly